Lagopus muta (rock ptarmigan) is the source of this 13091-nucleotide messenger RNA. RefSeq names its product lymphocyte antigen 75 (gene LY75). The transcript is spliced from 37 exons. The record is from RefSeq and is a predicted model, not a curated record. NCBI's taxonomy places the organism in Eukaryota, Metazoa, Chordata, Aves, Galliformes, Phasianidae. The coding region runs from base 6767 to 11689 and encodes 1640 amino acids. Gene Ontology annotation, molecular function: signaling receptor activity.
AUUUCCUUUGGGUAAUCAGUGGAAUGUUGAUUUUAAAAGCCUGAGGAUCAGUGCUGACCUCACAAUUUGAUGCAGCCCUCGAGGACGUCGCUGGCAGGAGCAGUUCGCUGUGCUGGCAGGAUUUGAGUUAACAUAGAGCUUUGUGCUCAGAAGCACCAUCCCAGUCUGGCCAGUAGAUGGUGCACACAGAGCUGACAAAAUGACAAAGUGUGAGCCCUUUGCAAGUCACAGGGAUCUGCUGGGAUCCUUCUGAAGGUUAGUUCAAUGCGCAGCAAAACUCCCAAGUUUCAACCCUCUGCAGAUGUCAGUAUCCCUUAAACCUGUCUGCUACAUUAUGACGCUGUCUUGUGAUAGCUUCUCAAAGCUGAAUGCAUCAUAAUUCUGUAUGUUGUUCACACUUUCAGAGCUGCCGAUCUCUUUCUAUAUCCAUUAUCUCUUUGCAGUAUGACUGUGAUUUGGAUUCUGAUUUUAGAACCUGGAAUGCUACCAUGGAGGUAACACCAUGGUAAUUUAUAACCUGAUUCUGAACUGCAGUGGCUUCUGAAAGCAUGAAGCUGGAUAAUAGUGAGGAUUCUGCUGCUGUUUCCUUUGUUUCCAAUGGUUAUUUUUGUUUGUUGGGUUGUUUCUCUUUUCUCAAACUCAACCAACAAGACAACUCUCCAUUCUGAUUCUUGGAAAUAAAUGCUUCAGACCAUAGUUUUAGUAGAAAGGGGGCUACCCUGUAGAUACAAGAUAACUAAAGUUAAUGCGUAGCUGGCUAAAAUUUACAUUCCUUUGCAUGGCAGCAGAGGAAAAUGGGGAAAACUUUCUCUGAACUGGUUUUUCAGAUGACCAGGGUAUAUAUUUGGGUUUUUCUUACAUGGAUCUUCAUUUCAAGAAAUUUAGAAGGUUCUAAUCACACUAUAGAGAAGGAAAAAAAAAGUCUUUUUUUAUUCUGUAUUUUUUUCUUCAGUGCAUACUGAAAGUCAUCCCACCAAGCUAUAUAUUCAGGACAUUUUUUUUCCUGGUGUGAUCAUAGACCUUUGAACCCGGUAAUAACCUGAUUAAAUCUGCUUGCUACUUCCUCCUGCCAUAAACUCUGUGUGUAUUGCAGCUGAGAAGCACCAGGAAAGCCCUUGCUGGGAGCUGAGAGCAGGCAUGCACAUAGCUAAGGGAAGAACUGAUUCUUACCUCGUCAGCAGCUUUGUGCUGCACGGCUUCACAGACGCUUGAUGUGGGACUGCAUCCUAGAGCUUGAUGCUUCAUUCAGUUCUCGUGGCCAUAAAAGCAGAACGUGGAACUAAAGGUUAAAGAUGAAUGUUUGAGUUUAACCAAUACAGCUACAGUUGCCUUAAGGACUUACUUCCGAAGGCAGUGGUUGGAUCAUUCUGAUUCAGAGCAGAACACCCUCAGAUCAGCAGAAAGAAGCAAACAACAAGUUCCAUUUGGGAGUGCCUGCUGAUCUGUUCUCCCAGCUGGAGCUGUCAUCCUGCUCAAGAGAUCUCUGGUGGACCAUAUCAACCAGAUCGCUUUCGUCCACAUGCUUGCUGACCUCGUCAAAAAGCACUUGAGAGGCCUGGAAGGUAAACAAUAAGUUAAGAGAUUAUGUGUUGACGCUGCCCAAACAGGUCCUAUUUAUCCAGAUGCACACUAAAUCUAGCCCUUAUUGCUGUUUCUGUAACUUUGUGUGGUUCAAAGUCCUGGUGGCCUUUAGCAUCACUCACCUUGUCUCCCUCCUUUUUGCCCCCAGAACAAUAUUAGAAAUUUGUGUCACGCUGCUGCUCUCUGUUCACAGAAAGCUCAAAGAGAAAGUUUACAUGCUGCCAUUAGUAGCUACUUACCUGCACUCCCCUAGGAAACUCAGGUGCCUAGCAUAGUUCCUGGGGAUUUCUACUCCUCAUGUUUUAGGUUCCAGCUGUUCCCAAUCAGCUCAGGUUCAGGCAGAGGCUCUGCUGACUCUCUCAGAAAGAAGGGUUCAAGUACAGGAAUUACCUCCUUAUUGCAGUGUGUACAUGCAUGUGCACGUCACGAGGUUUUCUCUAUAAAUGUUUUGGCCUCUCUUCUCUUUUACUCUGCAGAUGCCUUUGGUCCACCAGACUCCAGUGGUCUUGGUCUUGAUAUAUCUGGAAAAGAUUUAAUAUUAGCUCUGAUUUCUCUUACUAUCUGCUGUUCAUACUUUUAUUGCUCUGUUACUGUGUUUUCCUUUUAAUAUAUAGUUUGUGACUCUGGCAUUUGGUUUUUCAGUUGGAGAUGAAUUCAACUUCUUGCUUCUGAUAGCCUGUCUUGUGGUCACACUAUCCUGUGUCUGCUUAGUUUUAGUGCUUCUCAAGAUGUUAGCAGCUGUGCUGCAUAUCCUUACUAUUUCAAGCUGCUCCUCUCUGUUUCCUUUUCACAAGUUUUGUCAUGUCUGUGUCUCUGUUCUUUCUGAAGCUGGGUGUAGCCACUGUAAUGCUUGGACUUUGUUAAACCUGGGGAAUUCUGAAUGUAAGCACCAGAACAGCAAUCCCAACCAUCAGUGGAGGAUCUAGUGGAAGAUCUUGCACACUAAUGAGGACCAAAUGAAAGACUCUUCAAUGACUUCCUUGUCCAACUACUCUGUGAAAUUACUUUUAAUGGAGUCAAUGAUUGUUACCCAAAGUACAGUUUCUGCAGAUUCAGCACUAUGUACACUUAAAGCUAGCAUUUCAGUCCAUGCAGAGCCCGUGUCACCUGGGGGGCUUUUGCUACGUUCCUUUGAUUUCAGUGAUCACUAGUAAAUUUCCCUACCUUAUGCCAGCUAGAGUGACUCUUGUGUUUUCCAUUGAUUUUAUGUCCUGGUACUGUGAUGUCCAACUUGCCUGGUAUGCGACUGCCUUCAUCUAAAAUUUCCUUCAUUUUUUUUCUCUGUAUUUUUAUCAUUUUUAUUGUUGUAGGUGUUCUUUCUUUCCUCAUUUCCUAUUUAAAAGGCACUCUGUCCAUUUUCCACUCACUAUUUCUGUACUCUAGCCUCUUCUGCAGUCAACAAAAGCAGAAUUUCUAUGCCUUUGCUCACGGCAAACUGCUGCUUCGCCACGACGGCUGUUCUUCAAUUUAUAGCACAGUCAUAUUCUUCAUGACUUUAAGUGCCAGUGGAGUAGCCCCCGGUAAGUCCAUCCUUUCCACACAAGCUCUUUUAAUCCCAGAUGUGCUCCACAUCAAUCUGAAAUGUUGCUCUUUUUACCAUUCUCUCAGUGACAUUAUGAAAAUUUCCUUCUUGCUAGUCACAUACACAGAGCAGUGGGGAUAGUUCUGUUGGGGAAGGUCUCAUCCAUGUUCUCCUCCAACAAGGUGAAUUUGCCUCCAGAAAGGCAUGAGAAAAGACAAACCACAACUUCCUUCCCCUUUUAGGGAACUGAGUCCCUUCCUCUUUUAGAGUACUGACCCACUUUGCAUGGGUAAGGACAAAAAGAGCCCCAUCAAUCUUUCAUUUAAUUUCAAAAGCCCUUCUACCCAAACGAGUUUUUAUUUCCUUAUGAACGUUGCCCAAAUUAUAAUUGAUAAACAUCCCACCAAACUUUUUUCUUUUUUUGCAUUAAAUUUAUUGUGUUACGAAAUAUUAUUUUAGUAGCCAGAUCCCAUAAGCAUAUUAUGAAAAAUGAUCUUACAUUACAACAGAAAACAGCUUUUGAGGAGAUACUGAAUGUAUUAACUGUCAGUAGAGCUACAAUACUGAGGCACAGUUUCCAUUAAAAAUCUACUUUGCAGUGUCAGAAACCUUUACUUAAAGUGCUGCAAAAAUCUAUCAUUUGACGCUCACUUUAGGAUCUUUAGCAGUCCUCCAAAUGUUAAAGCACUGCUUUUAUUAUUUUGUUGUUCCAAGUGCACAUAAAAAUCCCAGCAGGAAUCAGAGCCAAACCAAGGCAGGCAGAAGACGUUCCCCACCACAAAGAGAGAAGUCGCAGGAGAGUGGCUGUGUCCACAUGCCCUUCUUUGUCCUGUUUCUCAAUCCCGUUUCUAGUAUUUCAGGAGGCCUUGUCUAAUCUGAGUUUGAAUAUGCAGUAGGACAGAAUUUGGCAGUCACUUUUGAGUAAAAAGAAGGCUCGUAUUACAAUGAAGGUUUGUAAUUCCUUUUUAUGAAUUCUGGAAAUUACCUACUGUGUUUCUGUGUACUGGGAGAAAGAACACUCUAAAAUGUUGUAUUAACAUGAAGAAUGUUGUUCUUUAAAUGCUGAAACUUGAAGAGAGUAAGGAUUCCUAACAAUAACAGACCCUUCAAGCCCAACUAAGAACUCACAAUCUUGGAACGCAUGCUAGAGGUUCGUGUAGCUUGUUAAAGAAAGGUAAAGAAUAUAUAAAAAUUCAGAUUGUGUGGUUUCAUCAUACCCUGAUUGUAAAAAUGACCCUUUCAUAACUUGUUAGAAGGGUAGGAUGCUGCAACAAGAAAUCUAAAGAAACAGUAAAGAAAUGCUGUUUUACUUUCUGUUCCCAUUUUGAUAAAAGCUAAAUAUUCAUUAAUAUUUUAAAAUUAAGAUUUUAAAAUAAUUAAGACCGCAAAAGCCAGCAAAUAGCCUAAGUGUCCACAAAGAAAAGACCAUCCAGGUGGACUUAACACAACAAAAAAAAUAACCAGAGUAUUGCUUAAGCAUUUUCUAUGAUCUCUCUGCACCCAGAUCAGUUGCUGGAUGCUUCAUACAUCCACUUUCAGUUUUACUGUUUGUUUUUCCAUGGCCACAUAUGGAAUUCACCAAGUCAAAUGUUUUUUAUGUGUCAAAAAAGAAUCAUUUGGCUUUUGGGCAUACUUACGGUAUUAGUUGAAGUUCUCCGAGUUUCUGUUUCAUUAAAGUACCUUUACACAUGCCCAGGGCUGGUAUUUUAAAGGGCUAACAGGCUCUCCACUAAAACCAGAGACAUGUUUUAAUACCAAACUUAUAAGCAGAAUCUAGGUAGGAACAAAAUAUUUUCUCCUCCAGCAAAUCUCUCAAGCCGUCAUCUGUUUUGCUUUGUUGUGUUUCCUGUGAAGGCCUGGAUAUUGCAAGCACUGAUGUUGCAAGGUGGAAAAAGUAAUAAACAACCCUUGUUCCCUGUUUAGAUGUCCCAGUUUCAGAGUCACUUCUGAGGGGACCGGAGGGGGCAAGAAAUUACCAUCUCCAAUGCCACUUCCCAUUCUUGGGAGAUGCUGGAGGUAGCAAAUCCUUUUCCAGCAUUUCCUUUGUGCUCACUGCCACGUGGAUGCUCUCAACCCAGCCAGAAAAACCAGAUUAUGAAGUGUUGAUUGUAAAACAGGGAGGAAGUCUGCUCAGGCAAAGUACCUAUUAAGUGUGGUGAGCAGAAGUGAGAUUGAGGUGGAGAUUUAUGGAUAGACAGGUGUUGAUGCUUUCUGCAGGUAACGCUAUUGUUAAAAACAUAUGGGUGCUAUAAACAUAUGGGCAUGAAAGCAAAGAAGAUAUCUGUUGAUGAACAAGAAAGACUGCUAGAAAUAAAAGGCUCUUAGUCAUGAUGUUGGCACCUCCAAAGGCUUUUUGAUUGUAAAGGCAAAGUCUGCUUGGAAGCAGGAGGAAAGGCUGCUGUGCAUUGGUGUCAACUGUUGUAGAGUCUCCCUGUACCUGAAGUUCUCUAUAUGUUACUCUCUAGGAAUGCUUGAAAUCUGCUCUGCUGUGUAUGCUGCUCUGCAAUGAGCUGUAGUUAUGGAUGGGGACGGGAAACAUUUGCGGUUUGCAAUACAGAAACUGUUCACCUGUUACGCUGUGAGUAACAUUCAAAUAGCAGUUGACAUCAAAUGCAGAAGCCUCAUCCAUAAUGCCAGCAUGAAUCCUUUUAGAAAUACUCUUCGACACUGCAUUAAUUUUGAUAAGCUUUGUACAGAUCGCUGUAGAAGAUUUUUAAAGGUUAUCAUAUGACACAAGCACAGAUAUUAUUUCCUGUGCUAUUUCCUCCUCCUAUAGUGGUUUGUUGGCUGGCCUUGUUGGCUUUGUUGGUUUUGUUUUCAUUUGCAGAGUAACCAUCCCAGGUACAAUCAUCUAUCUUGAGGAAUUACUUUCUCAUUCUCCUUUGCAAAAUCUGGUGUAAUUAAAACAGGAAAGACGUCUCUUCUAUAGGUGAGAGACACGUUAUUUAGGUGGGAGGGCAAGCGAGUUCAGCAGAGAGAAGGCUGUUUGAAAUACUGCCUUUGAAAGCUGGCUUCCUUAGGAAGAGAUGUGCAGGAGCCAGGCACUGUCAGUAGUGGGGGGGACAGGGAACAGUGUGGCAUCAGAUUGCACAGCAUUUGAUUAGACGAAUCGCACAGAGUGCAAGCCCACCAACAGGUUAACAACCACAAUUUACUUAGCUUUUAGCUGGUCAUUUCCACAGAGCAUUGUGCUGUAAUUUUUUUUAUCGUAGUAGAUGGAUAAAAAAGAAGCAAACAAAAAAGUAUGUGUUUCUUUUUAAUGUUCUUGAUAGAAAAUGUAGUAAAACUACUGUAUAUACAGUAUAUGGUUUUCAGUAACUUUGUUUUUGAACUUCUGUCAUCAAAGCAGAGCCGCCUUAAUUGUGCUUGUUCAGUAAAGCAGGUGUACAGAUCUGAGUCUGUAAAUCCUCACCUGUCUGCUGCUUGGCUGUGGAAGAAGGGAACUAUGCAUUUUGCUUUGUGUUCAGCAGCAAUGCGUUUACCAUUAGGCACGACACGCUCAACAAGUGCAUACAAGUUAAGAACUCACGGAUUGUGAUAGAUGACUGCAGAGAGACGAGUGAAGGUCUGUGGAAAUGGGUAUCCCAGAAUCGCCUUUUCCACCUGGGCGCCAAGCAGUGCUUGGGACUCGAUAUAUUCACCAAAUUACCGUCCCGCCUGAGAAUGGUGGAUUGCAACUCAGACCUUCGGCUGUGGUGGCGGUGUGCUGAUGGCUCUGUGGUUGGUGCAUCUCAGUACAAGGUGACCGUCAAGAGUGCCUAUGUAACAGCCAGCAUAAACGCGUCCGACCAAUGGAGAAGCAACAACUCCUCUGGUGAUAUAUGCCAGUAUCCGUACCAUGAGGUUUAUACCAAAGAUGGGAACUCCUAUGGGAAGCCCUGUGAGUUCCCCUUUCUGUACAACACGACGUGGCAUCAUGACUGCAUUCGGGAUGGGACACACACGGGCGGGAAAUGGUGCGCCACGUCUGAAGAUUAUACUCGUGAUGGAAAAUGGGGAAUCUGCUUACAGCCAGAGGAUGGUUGUCGUGAUAUCUGGGAACACAAUGCAGGCUCUCAACAUUGCUACCAGUUCAAUACCCAGUCUGCUCUUUCUUGGAAGGAAGCUUAUAUUUCAUGUCAGAGGCAAGGUGGAGACUUACUUAGCAUCCAAGAUGUGUCGGAAUUAAAGUACAUACAAGGUAGAUCUAAGGAUGACAUCGCUGAGAUCUUCUGGAUUGGCUUAAAUCAGCUGGAUGUUUCUAGAGGCUGGCAGUGGUCAGAUCACAAACCUUUGAACUUUGUCAACUGGCAUCAAGAUAUGCAGGAUUUGUCCCCUCUGGAUGGGACUAGCUGUGUGGCAAUGAAUGCUGCCUCUGGUCAGUGGCAGAGUUACCACUGUGGGAACCCACUUCCAUAUGUUUGCAAGAAGUCAUUCAAGGAGGUUUCAAACCUCACAGAGUUUUGGAGACACUUGGAUACUCGCUGUGAUGUGGGUUGGCUUCCCCACAGUGGUUUUUGCUACAUGCUGAUACACAACCAGGCAUCUUGGAGUACAGCAGAUCAGUUGUGCAAAACAAAUAAAAGUAACCUCAUCAGCAUACACUCAUUGGCAGAUGUGGAACUCAUUGUUACAAAGCUUCAUAAUGAUGCUAAAGAAGAAGUGUGGAUGGGUCUCAGGAACGAAGACGUACCGACCUUGUUCAAAUGGUCAGAUCACACAGAUGUGGUUUUUACAUACUGGGAUCAGAAUGAACCAAAUGUUCCUUUUAAUGCCACUCCUAACUGUGUGUCUUAUUCAGGCAAGCUGGGGCAGUGGAGAGUCAAAUCCUGUGAAGAAAACUUGAAAUAUGUAUGUAAGAAAAAAGGAGAGAUUUUAAAUGAAACAAAAUCAGACAAAAAUUGCUCACUGGAUGAGGGUUGGGAGAUGCAUGGAAACUACUGCUACAAGAUUUUGGAAACAGAAGUUUCAUUUGGAGCACUGUGCAACCUUACAGUUACAAACAGGUUUGAGCAAGAAUUUAUAAAUAGUCUGAUUAGAAAACACACCAAAGUUGAAGAAAAAUACUUCUGGACUGGUUUGCAAGACAUUAGCCAAUCUGGAAUGUAUUCCUGGGCUGCAGUGGAUGGGGAAAAAAGUGAAGCUGUGACAUAUACUAACUGGAACUCCUUGCAACCAGAGUUCUCGGGAGGAUGUGUGGUCAUGUCCAGUGGGAGGUCUCUUGGAAAGUGGGAAACUAAGGACUGUAAAACCACAAAAGCAUUCCCUGUUUGCAAAAAAUACAUCGGGCUGCCCAAGGAACCAGAAGUGCUCCCAAAGCCAUCUGAUCCCUGUCCCCCUGGGUGGCAUAACGGAUCUGGCCUUGCCUGCUACAAGUUCUUCCACAGUGAAAGAGUGCUGCGAACCAGAACUUGGGAGGAGGCGGAAAGGUUCUGUGAAGCACUUGGAGGCCAUCUUCCCAGCUUCACUCAUACGGAAGAAAUCAAGGCGCUUCAUUCCAUCCUGAGAAAAAUUAUCAGUAAUGACAGAUGGGUAUGGAUUGGAAUGAAUAAGAGGAGUCCAGAUUCUUUGGGAACCUGGCAAUGGAGUGACGAUAAACCUGUAACUAGUCUUGUCUUGCCACAUGAUUAUCUGGAAGAUGAGUAUGACACAAGGGACUGUGUUGCUUUAAAGACCUUUCAGUUUUCAAGGAGAUCAUUUUGGAGAUUUUAUUUCCAUGAAGGCAGAGACCUGGAGUUUUAUUUCAAGCCUUUUGAUUGUGAGGCUAAACUUGAAUGGGUCUGCCAGAUAACUAAAGGUAGCACUCCAAAGACACCUGAGUGGUAUAUACCAGAUGAAAUUGGAAUUCACGGAGUCCCACUUGUUGUUGAUGGAGCAGAGCUAUGGUUUGUACCAGAUAAAAACCUGAGCUUUCAAGAAGCUAUUUCCUUCUGUCAGAAAAAUGAUAGUGAAUUGGCCUCUGUGGAGUCUUACCCAAAACUCAGGACAAUACUAUCUCAGAUAGAAAAGUUAUCAAACAGUGAACAGAAGUGGUGGCUGAAGUUUAUUGAUUAUGGCUACAGCUAUCAUUCACCUUUACAGUUAUUUCCACGCUUCCAUGAUCGAUCCCUGAGGGACUGCUGGUAUGUUUCUAGGAAGAGCUGGUAUAGAGACUACCCGGUUAACUGUAACAUGAAGCUGCCCUUCAUUUGUGAGAAGAAUAAUGCCUCCUUGCUGGAGAAACACGAUCCCAGUUACCGCCCAGUCACAGGAGGUUGCCCUAAGGGUUGGCUUCGAUUUCGGAAUAAGUGCUUCCUAAAGAUGAAAUCCGAGUUCUUAACAUUUAAUGCAGCUAAUGAAAAGUGUGUAACUUUUGGAGGCUCUCUUCCAUGCAUCUCAAGUCAAGCUGAGCAAGAUUUUAUAACAUCCUUGCUUCCUCAAAUGCCGAGAGAUAUUUGGAUUGGUUUGCAGUUUUUGUUCAGCACAAGAGAAAACAAGUGGAUAGAUGAGAGCAGACUGUUGUAUAGUAACUUUCACCCACUCCUGACAGGAAGACUGAGGAAAAUUCCACUGGAUCUUUUUGAUGAAGAAUUUAACAAUCAGUGUGGUGUAAUCCUCAACGAUCCCAAGUCUCACUAUGUUGGAACAUGGAAUUUCACUGCUUGUGCUGACAGGCACUUCUUGGGUAUAUGCCAGCGUCCCAUAGGUAUAGGAGCUACUGAUAACCAGACAGAGCAAGUUCUCAAUGACACAUUUAGCUAUCAAAAUGUUCAAUAUAAAAUAAUUCUAAAGAAUUUGACCUGGAAUGAUGCAAUGGCUGCAUGCAUAAAUCACAAGAUGCAGCUGGUUAGCAUCACAGAUCAGUUCCAGCAGGCUUCUCUCGCUGUUCAGGCUGCCCUUCAUGAUUACCCACUGUGGAUUGGACUCUUCAGCAGAGAUGGUGGAAAACAUUACGGCUGGUUGGAUGGGAAACAUGUAAGCUUCAGUCGCUGGUCUGAAGAUGAUGAAGAGACAAGCGAAGAGUGUGUGUAUUUGGAUACUGAUGGCUUCUGGAAAACUUCUGACUGCUACUCUGAAAAUCGAGGUGCUAUUUGCUACUCAUCAGAAAAGAAGAAUGAAAAAGAACAAGUAACACAAGUUAAGUGCCCGCAUAAGAUUAAAAAUACACCGUGGAUAUCAUUUAGAAACAAUUGUUACACUUUUAUGAUAACAAAAAAUAGAUGGCGAGAAAUGAAGUCUCAAGAAGCUCAUCAUUUAUGCAAGAAAAUGAACCCAGAAGCAUUUGUUCUGAGUGUUCGAGAUGAAGAAGAAAACAAUUUUGUUACUGAGCAGCUUCAUUCAUUCAGUGGUUUGGCUGUGUGGGUCUGGCUGGGUGUCAUUUACGAUGAUAGUGAUAAAGUUCUGAAGUGGUAUGAUGAAACUCAUCUGACUUACAAUAACUGGAGGCUGGGAAGACCGAUCAUAAAGAAGAACAGCUUUUUUGCUGGUGUAAAUCUUGAUGGUUUCUGGGAUAUUUAUAAUUAUUCUCAAAGUUGGCAAGCUCAUCACUAUAAUGUGUACAGUAUUCUCGCCUGCAAAAUUGAAAGGGGACCCCAGCAGCACAAGCCUCCACUGCCUGAGUUUAUUCCACACGGAGACACAACAUACAGAAUCCUUCAGAAAAAGCUAACGUGGUAUGAUGCAGUCAGAGAAUGCAAACAAAAUAUGAGUGAUUUAGCAAGCGUACACAGUGAAUCACAGCAGUUAUUUCUAGAAGACAUUGUCAAGCAGGAUGGCUAUCCGCUGUGGCUUGGGUUGUCCAUUCACGAUGGAAGUAAAGCUAAUUUUGAAUGGUCAGAUGGAAGCAGUUUUGACUAUUAUCCAUGGGAACUAGAAAACUCAAAUACGACUGAGAACUGUGUUCUGUUGGAUACUAAAGGAUCGUGGAACCGUGCAAAAUGUACAAGUGUUGCUGAAGGAGCCAUUUGCUAUAGCUUUUCAAAUGAGAAACAAUCAGAGCAAAACCAAGUGAGCCAAGCUUCAGGAUGCUCACAGCUCAGUGGAGAACUACCAUGGAUACAGUAUAAGGAUCACUGUUAUGCAUUUGACAUGGCUUUCUACAAUUUUUCAGUAUAUAACGUGGAAGAUGCUAUGAAAGUUUGCAAGAAACUGAGUCCUUCAGCAGCCCUUCUGACCAUAGGGGAUGCUGAGGAAAAUGCAUUUGUGAGUGAACAUAUAAAGAAAAAUGAUCUAAUUACUAGGAAAGUAUGGCUUGGACUGACUCAGAGCUCUAAGGGUCAGUCCCUGCACUGGCUUGAUGGCUCAUCAGUUAAUUACGCCAACUGGGAUAACAGAACUGCAGAACACAGUGAAAAAUGCAGUGUGAUCGUGUCCACAACUGGCAAGUGGUCCAAAGUUGACUGCGGUCGUAGUCAAAGCAGAGUGGUUUGUAAAGCUCCUUUAGGUUCUAAUCACACUGGGGUGGCUGUAGCUUUUGCCCUGCUAAUUAUCUUAGUCCUUGUUGUCGGAUUAGUGUGGUUUAUCUGUAAAAAGAAGCGUCUUCACUGGAGUGCCUUCUCUUCAGUACGUUAUCAAAGAGGGAUAAAUGAUGAUGAAGCUGAUGAUGUGUUCACAAAAGAUGGCUAUUGAGAAGAACUGUUCCUUCUAGGCAAUUCAGCAUGAACUUCACUGUGUGAAGCCGUAAGGACUGAAUCACUUGAUGUUUUGUUACUUCUUUUUGAAAAAGUAAUAAGGUUAUUAACAGGGGCUGAGUUUUGUUCCUUUAUACAAGUGUGCAAUUUUUUGAGCCCACGGUAAUUAUUUACAUUUGGCCUCAGUUGUUAAAGGUACAAGGUUUUUGGAGUUGUGUAAUGUAUUUUAGAGUAUUAUUUUCCAUCUCUUUACUGGAAAAUGUUUUUAAUUAAAUAAUUAAUGACGACUUACUUCAUGCAAUGUCACCUUAUUGAAUGCAUGUAAAGUAGCCUCAUCAAUUCUCUAACUUUGUACAAUUUUCACUCAGUAACUUCAGGCCAAUUAUGUGCCAUUUUGAUGUGCUAAGGAUUCUGCUGCUAGCAUUGGAUUAUCUAGCUAGAACAGAGAGGAUAAAUUAUUGGUGUAGCAACUUUUGUGGCAAGCUGUUAUAAAUUUUUAUAUAGUAGGAGAAAAAGGAGUGAUCAGACAACAAAUCUAAAUUUCUAGAAGGAAGAUACUGUUGUUACUUUCUCUCCCAAAUUAAUAACAAUAAUUCAAAAGCUAUACUGGUGAGAUAAGAAUGUUGGAAUGCAGAGAGUUACGGAAAAUAUCCUGCACUAGAGCUGUGCCAUUUAUGAGAAAGUUUAUUAAUAAAUGUGGAAUAUUUUAUAUUUGAGACUGUGACAAGCUGGCAGAUCGCUAAUCAUGGCACAGCUAUCAGAAACACCCAGUAAGGACUGACUGUAAGUACAAGCAGAACUCAAGGCAGUAAGAGCCUCAGCCUUGUGAAAGCAAAGGUAUGAAUGUUGUGUUUUAUCCUGUGAUAUAAUUGUUAAAUAAAUCAUUCAGUUUCUUUUCACAGCACCACAGCACCUUUAACAAAGGUUUAGAAGCACAAAUAGCAGAAAUGUUUACAGUGAAAAUCAGUAUCUAGACAUAAGCAUAAAAAAUUAAAACAUUUUUUAAAUGCACUCAGAGUAGCAGUUAGAGGAAGAAUUAUUCCAUUCUAUCCCAUGGCUUCACACUACUCUGAAAUUAGACCUGUGUGACUUUCUUCUGGAUAAAACAGAAAAGACCUUCUCCAUUUUAUAAUCAGUUGCAGUGUGACAUCUGAGGAUGGGAGUGUUACAGAGACAGUGUUUUAUGUUCUUUAAUGAGACCCUCCUGACAUUUUACCUCCACUAAUACUGUUGGUUUUUAUUAUGGGUAAAUGCUUAACUAUAUAAAGCAGAAUAUCUGUUAUCUGUUUAAGAAAUAACAAAGAUACCUAAGGAAGGAAUGAGGAAGAAUGUAUGGUAAAUUAAGCUGUGUAUGUAAAUGCUAAAAAUACUUGAGUAUUUUACAUAAAACUUAAACUUGA